This is a messenger RNA of Homo sapiens (human), 13801 nucleotides long. RefSeq names its product alpha-1,3-mannosyl-glycoprotein 2-beta-N-acetylglucosaminyltransferase (gene MGAT1). Bases 5610 to 6947 code for a protein of 445 amino acids. NCBI's taxonomy places the organism in Eukaryota, Metazoa, Chordata, Mammalia, Primates, Hominidae. Gene Ontology annotation, biological process: glycoprotein biosynthetic process. Gene Ontology annotation, molecular function: acetylglucosaminyltransferase activity; alpha-1,3-mannosylglycoprotein 2-beta-N-acetylglucosaminyltransferase activity. The record is from RefSeq and is a predicted model, not a curated record. The transcript has 4 exons. Gene Ontology annotation, cellular component: Golgi membrane; perinuclear region of cytoplasm.
AGGAGGGUAUUGGCCAGGUCAAAGGAGAGGGUGGAGGAAAAGAGCCACGAAAUAACCGGGAGACAAGCUUUCGGAGGCUUUUGACUGACUGGAUGUGGGAAUGUUGUGGAAGACUUCUGGCCUGCCAUUUCCUGAGAACGGGACUGCUGAGAGAGGAGCUGGGAGGAGCACUGCAAAUUUCACUUUGGACACGUGAGUCAGAGAGUGGCAGCAUGGAGAGGUGGGGCCUUUAAGAGGUGAUUGGAUCAUGAAGGCUCUAUUCCCACUAAUGAAUGGAUUCAUCAUGGGAGAACUGGCGGCUUUAUAAGAGAGGAAGAGAGACCUGCGCUAGCACCUUAGCACGCUCAGUCCCCCUGCCAUGUCAUGCCCUGAACCCCUCAGGACUCUGCAGAGAGUUCCUACCAUCAAGAGGGCUCUCACCAAAUGCAGCCCCUCAACUUUGGACUUCUCAGCCUCCAGAGCUGUAAGAAAUAAAUUCCCUUUCCUUAUAAAUUACCCAGUUUCAGAUAUUCCUUGUUUUUAAUUUUUAAUUUUUUUUUUUUUUUGAGACAGAGUCUCACUCUGUCGCCUAGGCUGGAGUGCAGUGGCGCGAUCUCAGCUCACUGCAACCACCGCCCCCCCGGGUUCAAGCGAUUCUCCUGCCUCAGCCUCUGGGGUAGCUGGGAUUACAGGCACCUGCCACCACGCCUGGCUAAUUUUUAUAUUUUUAGUAGGGAUGGGGUUUCACCAUCUUGGUCAGGUUGGUCUUCAACUCCUGACCUCAUGACCCACCCGCCUCAGCCUCCCAAAGUGCUGAGAUUACAAGCGUGAGCCACUGCACCCGACCCCAGUUUCAGAUAUUCUGUCAUAAGCAAUAGAAACAGACUAAGUAUCUUUGACAUGGAGUGGAUACUGGAAGCCAUGUGACUUCUGUGGGAUCAUCUCGAAAGAAAGUGUAAAAUGAGAAGACACAAGGGCCCAGGAAAGAGCCCUAGGGAACUCCGCAUUUGUACAGCAAGUGGUGGGUAAAGAGAGAAAAGGGAGAAGCCUGCUAGGAUGCUGAGGAGGAGCAGCCAGAGGAGGGGGAACCCCAGAGAGCGUGCUGGCGUGGGAGUCAAGAGAAGUGUGUCAGAAGAAGGGAGCGGUUGACAAUGUCAGAAGCUGCCAAGAGGCACAAUAAGAUUGAGGGAACAAGUGAGUGUGGUUGUUUCUUUAUGGGCCAGAAUUUUAAAUACCAGGAUGAAGGGCACCUAACAAAUAGCAAAUACACAAACUAACUUUUGUACCUACCAGACUUCAGACUAAAAUCGGUACAAAGAAUACUCGCCAGGGUAAGGAGAAGCCCAGGAAAUUACAAGAGAUAUCUAGUUUCUGAAAUGAAUUACAAUGAUCAUCUGAACAAAUAGUGUGAAAAAAUAUACACCUGAAAAAAUGUGUGAAAAUGGCCAACAAAACAUUGAAAAUCAGGGUUACUGGGGAAGACUUUUACUGCCAGUUAUUAAAAUUUACUAUCAGCUGUAUUGACUGGAACAGCUGCCAGAAUAGGUAAUUCAACAGCCAGGAUGGGAAGCCCUGAUACAUAAGUUUGGUGGGGACUGUAGGUAGCCCCUCUGGCUACCUUCUUUCUAGUUGAAUAGGUUACAUAUCUAACUCCCUUGCAAUUAGGUUCACCUACUCAGGUGCCCUUGAGUUAGACUUGAAAGGCAGAAGACAGCAGAGGCCAUUUUACUGCUGCUUCUGAUGGAGAUGCGAGGCUUCCAUAGGAAAGAGGGGUCCACUGGUAUAAAGAGCCCGACAACCAUGUUCUCCAGAUGUUCAGUCCCUCUUGGCCACCCCACACCAAAUGACAGUCCGCGAGACUCUGCCCAUGGAGACUCCACCUGCUGGUCCUCUAGGUGGAGUAACUGAUAACAAAAAUCUCUAGCUUACUCCUAAGUGUUUAUUCUGAAGGCAGUAUGUACAGCAAGACCAGACUUUUGGCCCAGCUAGCGGUGACUACUGCAAUGUCAAAAGAGCACAUAAACAGACUUAAAAAGCAAAUGACAAACUGGGAAAAUUGCUGUAACAUAGGUAACAAAGGGCUGAUAUUCUAUAAAGAGUUCUUGCAAAUGAAUAAGACAAAGAUGAAUCCAAGUGGGCAAAAGAUAUGCUGUAGGCAAUCUGCAAAAGUGAUGCAUAAAAACAGGUUCAACAUUACUAGCAAUUAGUGGAAUAAAACUUAAAACAACAAUGCAAAACCAUCGUUCUAUCAUAUUAACAAAGAUGACAAAAAAUGGUGUGACAGUGCAGGGUGUGGAGAAAAGUUGGUGUCAAAGCUGUGCCAUCUUUCUGUGUAUCUUUCAUAUCAAACAAACGCCUUCAACAAUGAGCACACCUUUCGACACGAGUUCCCAGACUUUAUCCUAAAAAAAAAAAAAAUGACGUGCACACAGAUUUAGCUACAAGUAAUUUUGCAAAAGUGAAAAGUUGAAAACAACCCAAAUGUACAAAAAUAGGGGAGAUAAUUAUGGUACAUUUGUAUAAUAGUAUGCCACUUGGUCAUUAAAAAUGCCAUAGAAGUAUAUUUUUCAUAAACUUAUUUCUAGCUGCUGGUUUUACAGGUGGUUUUUGCUUUUUUAUUUUAUCAUUUAUAUUUUCCUGUAAUUAUUGCAUAUUUUUUAAUAAUUUUUUAAAACCGGCAAUUAUAUGGUGAAAAGGAGAGAAGGGCAUUAGUAAAUUCUGAAGCAACUGAAAUUAAAUUGUAAUUGCUCAUUAAUAAAUAAACAUCAUUACAUACUAACAUUUACCUUAAAUAAACUAGAUUUCAUUUUUCUACUAUGGGAGGAAAGACCUAAAAUACAAAUUGACUCGAAUUAUAGAAAAUAAAGUUACAAUUCAGGAAUAUCUGUCUUUGGACUGUGAAAUUUGUACCUGUUAUGUAUGUGUGUGUGUGUGUGCCUGUGUGUGUGUGCGUGUGUAUAAAAAAUAUUUGGAAAGAUAUCCACUAGUUUAAAAGUGGUUCCUUUCAGCAGGGUGGGAUGAGAGGGGGACAGGAGACAAAUUUUUAUUUACACAACUCUGUAUGACUUGUUAUAACAAGCACGAAAAAUCGAAGGUCACUUAAGUAAAAAUGGUUAUAAUUAUGAAAAUACUUAGAAAUAUGUAAAGUCUCUAUGGUAUGAUUAGAAAUCAUAAUGCAAAAUCUGUAUACUGUGCUUAUACCUAUGUUCAUAUAUUUCCAUGUGAGAGAAGCCCGAAGGGGAAUACUCUGCGGUGAAAGUAGCUUUUCAAGUUCAUUCAUUGGUUCAUUUAUUCCACAAAUGUGUGCUGAGCUGCUACCAUGGGCCAGCCAACUGUUGCAGCCACCGGGAUAUAGCAAUCAAAAAUCAAAUGUGCCUCCACUCAGGGAACUUAAAUUCUAGUAGUGGGAGACAGACAAUACAUGGUAAACCCGGCGAGUAUUUCAGGAAGUGGUGAGCGUCCUGGGAAAAGUGGAGCAGGCCAAGGGAGACUAGCAGUGCUCUGGGUCAGGGGCAGGUUUAAACAGGUUGGUCAGGAAAGGCCUCACUGAGGUGACAUGGGAGGAAAGAUUUGAAAGAGCUGAAGGGUUCAGUCCUGGAAAUGCCUGGAAGGGGUGUUUUACAAAUAGACAACAGCCGGUGCAGAGGCCAAUGCAGCUAACAGAGGAAGGGGAGAGCAGGUCAGACAGCUAGGCAGGCCAGUGGGUUGUCCGGCUCUGCAGCCAUUGUAAGGACUUUGGCGUUUUAUUUCAAGUAAACUGAGGAGCCGCUGUGCAGUUUGGAGCACAGAAACGACAGGAUCCCUGUGGCUGCUGUACGGAAACCCAGCGACUGGGAGGGUAGGGAGGGCAGGGAGACCUAGGUGUUCAGGUGAGGGAUGAAGGGGGGUGUGGACAUGUUGAGGUGUUGCAUCCUAGACACAGAUUGAAGGUAGGGUCAACAGGAUUUCUAGUCAGAUUGUGUAGAGGGGGUGAGAGAGUGAAGCUGGCUCUUCUGGUUCUGGCCUGAGUAAAUGGAGCCGCCAUUAAUGCCCAUGGGAAAGACAGGUGGGCGGAGAAGGUUUGAAGGUGGGGGAAGAAAGGGUCUUAUUUUCUUCUUCCUUGCAAUAAUAUAUCCCAAGCAAUAUAAUUAAGCAAUAUGUAUUUUUCCCUUUAAGGAAAUUCCAAAAAUUAUAUCGUUCCAAAUAAAAAAAUCAUCUCCAGAGUCCUGACGCAGCAACCAUUACAUUCCCAGUAAUGGAAAUGUUAAGUCAGUCCGUGCUCUGGAGAAAUCCCACGACAGAACACAGGCCAGGAGACCGGGCCUAGAUUCCGGUUUUCGAACCGUGGGGGCAAACACGGAGGCUGCAAAUCCAUCCCCAGUCCGGCAAGAUUCUCGAACAUGUCGGGAGAGGGCUGCAUAGGAACUUCAAAAACGAGUAGCGGCUCCCCUGGAUUCAGCGUGAGGGGGAAACCGCGGGGCAGGUUCGAAACUCAGGAGUCCGACGUCUGAAGGAGCGGGAGGCUGCUUCCGAGGAGCCCGGGGCACGACGGGAAGGGCCGCGCCGGCCAGGCAGCCCUCCUCCCGGCAGCCUCGGGCAGGCCGUUCACGCGCCGGCGACGGCGGGCCCGGCCGCAGGUACCAACAGCACCUGUCAGAGGGCAGCGCGGGCGCACCCUGCAAGGGCCCUGCCUCGUCAAGAGAGGCAGCGAGAAACAGCAGCGAUGAACGAAACAAAACCUUCCUCCACCACGGCUACACAGAGCUCGCGUCCGAGGAAGCGGGAACACACAGGCCCCGGUGCUUUCCGAAAGGCUUCUCGCCAGGACCCGCGACCAGCGUGGGGCGGAGGGGGGGGGUCACCCUUUUUGAGAAACCAGGUCAAGCAGGCCGUCGCUGGGCGACCUUUGGGCGGAGGGAGAGGGCAGGGCUGCACCGCACAGGUUCCGCCCCUACUUCAGCGUCCUCGCCCCUCCCAAGCUCCGCCCAGCACCCCAAGGGCCAACCCCCCCGCGACGCAUGCGUGCUUCUUCCCGCGCGGCUCCACCUGCCGCGCGCUUCCGCUGCUGGCCAGUCUCUUCUGCCCCUCCCCCUCCUGUUAACACAGAAAUCUGCCUCCUGGGCCAUGCCGCUUCUAAGGCCUGUUUCUUCUCAUGAGCCCCAGCACAAGACAGAUGGGCCAGUUCUCACAGUGGAUAACUUCCCCUGCCUGAGCAAGAGAUGGGAUAGUAUCUGGGAUCUGUCCAUCACCAGACUCUGAGCUUAAUAAGGCAGCUGAAUGAAGGGAGGUAACGGACCCCUGAGAGGGGCACUGAAGUCUGCAGUGGGGGGGGAGGGGCCUGGACACACCCCUUCCCCCCCAGACUCCUCCCCGUCAGGGUCAGCUCAGCCAUGGACUUUGGACCUGGAUAAGAAGAGAGAAGCUGCACUUUGGUGGAUCUGAUUUGGGAUUCUCAGUUUUGAAAAUGGAGUGCUGAAUGGGGAUUUGAUGAUCUCCUGGAGAGCAACUGAGACAAGAGAAGAAAGGUGCAUGGCUGCCUCCUAAUCCCAUAGUCCAGAGGAGGCAUCCCUAGGACUGCGGGCAAGGGAGCCGGGCAAGCCCAGGGCAGCCUUGAACCGUCCCCUGGCCUGCCCUCCCCGGUGGGGGCCAGGAUGCUGAAGAAGCAGUCUGCAGGGCUUGUGCUGUGGGGCGCUAUCCUCUUUGUGGCCUGGAAUGCCCUGCUGCUCCUCUUCUUCUGGACGCGCCCAGCACCUGGCAGGCCACCCUCAGUCAGCGCUCUCGAUGGCGACCCCGCCAGCCUCACCCGGGAAGUGAUUCGCCUGGCCCAAGACGCCGAGGUGGAGCUGGAGCGGCAGCGUGGGCUGCUGCAGCAGAUCGGGGAUGCCCUGUCGAGCCAGCGGGGGAGGGUGCCCACCGCGGCCCCUCCCGCCCAGCCGCGUGUGCCUGUGACCCCCGCGCCGGCGGUGAUUCCCAUCCUGGUCAUCGCCUGUGACCGCAGCACUGUUCGGCGCUGCCUGGACAAGCUGCUGCAUUAUCGGCCCUCGGCUGAGCUCUUCCCCAUCAUCGUUAGCCAGGACUGCGGGCACGAGGAGACGGCCCAGGCCAUCGCCUCCUACGGCAGCGCGGUCACGCACAUCCGGCAGCCCGACCUGAGCAGCAUUGCGGUGCCGCCGGACCACCGCAAGUUCCAGGGCUACUACAAGAUCGCGCGCCACUACCGCUGGGCGCUGGGCCAGGUCUUCCGGCAGUUUCGCUUCCCCGCGGCCGUGGUGGUGGAGGAUGACCUGGAGGUGGCCCCGGACUUCUUCGAGUACUUUCGGGCCACCUAUCCGCUGCUGAAGGCCGACCCCUCCCUGUGGUGCGUCUCGGCCUGGAAUGACAACGGCAAGGAGCAGAUGGUGGACGCCAGCAGGCCUGAGCUGCUCUACCGCACCGACUUUUUCCCUGGCCUGGGCUGGCUGCUGUUGGCCGAGCUCUGGGCUGAGCUGGAGCCCAAGUGGCCAAAGGCCUUCUGGGACGACUGGAUGCGGCGGCCGGAGCAGCGGCAGGGGCGGGCCUGCAUACGCCCUGAGAUCUCAAGAACGAUGACCUUUGGCCGCAAGGGUGUGAGCCACGGGCAGUUCUUUGACCAGCACCUCAAGUUUAUCAAGCUGAACCAGCAGUUUGUGCACUUCACCCAGCUGGACCUGUCUUACCUGCAGCGGGAGGCCUAUGACCGAGAUUUCCUCGCCCGCGUCUACGGUGCUCCCCAGCUGCAGGUGGAGAAAGUGAGGACCAAUGACCGGAAGGAGCUGGGGGAGGUGCGGGUGCAGUAUACGGGCAGGGACAGCUUCAAGGCUUUCGCCAAGGCUCUGGGUGUCAUGGAUGACCUUAAGUCGGGGGUUCCGAGAGCUGGCUACCGGGGUAUUGUCACCUUCCAGUUCCGGGGCCGCCGUGUCCACCUGGCGCCCCCACUGACGUGGGAGGGCUAUGAUCCUAGCUGGAAUUAGCACCUGCCUGUCCUUCCUGGGCCCCUCCUUGCCACAUCAUGAGCUGAGGUGGGACCACAGUCCCCAGGCUGCAUCGGCCUGCCUGUGUUUCCCUCUUAGGUGCAUUUAUCUUUUUGAUUUUUCCGAGUGGCAUUUAAGUGCACAAAUGAUAACAAGAGGAUUAUUCUCCCGUUCUCAAGGGAGUCAGAUCAGGGGAACUAUUCUAGGGUAUGUUGCGGGGUAUUAAGCAGGAAACCACUGUGUGGUGGGGGGCACUGGGCUUGUUGGGGCCAGAAAUGUCCACGUCCUGAGCUUUCUCCUGGAGCAUGUGCAGAGAGUUUGGCAACGUUCGCUCUCUUGACCAGACCCCUUCUCCCUGACCUGGCUCUUCCAGCCAGGGCACGAGCCCUCCUUCUAUACCUGCUCCCCUUCCCCCAGUGGGGACUGAGUUAUGGGAGAAGGGGACAUAUUUGUGGCCAAAAUGAUACUAACCAAAGGGGCUUCCUUGUCAGGGCCUGGUGGAGUUGGUGGGUCAUCGGGGCUCACUGCCUCCUGCCCUUCUCUCCUGUCUGACCCCCACUUAGCCCUUCUCUCCUUGCAGCCUAGCAGUUUAUAGUUCUGAGAUGGAAAGUUGAAGGGGGCAAGCAAGACCUCUCCUCAGCCCAUGCCCAGCUGUCAGGAGAGAGGUGCAGGGAGGAAGGCCUUGUGCUGGGACAACCUCUCUCUUGCCUUACCUCAGAGAGGGACUAUGCCCUGACCCCUCCUUUCUGAAAAUCAGUGCCCUCCCUGUUGCUCUAGGAGGCUCCUGCUGGCUUGGUAGAAGACAGAAUUCGAUCUGCCUGUCCCUUUUUCCCCUGGGGUUUGACACACAGGCUCCUCUCAGCAUGAGGUGGAGCAGUGACCAGGUGGAGCAGUGACCAGGACGCCUCUGGCCCAGUGCUGCCCAGCCUCCCCGCCCGCUCCCAGGCGCCCCAUGUCCUCACAGGCCAGGACGCCAUGGCAGGAUGGAGAGGACUUGGUGGAUUUUUGUUUCUUGCCUGACCUCAGUUUCAUGAAAGAAAGUGGAAGCUACAGAAUUAUUUUCUAAAAUAAAGGCUGAAUUGUCUGAAAAAUAUUUAUGUGUGUGUGUCCUGGAAAAGGAGGUGGCAGGCAGGGAAAGAAAGGAAAAGGGAGAAUGAAGAGUUAAGGAGAGGGCUAGACGGGUGGGAGGAAGCAAAGUUGAGGAAAGAAAGCAGAUGAGUGGGAGGGAAGAGCCAGGGACAGCCCAGGGGAUGGGGGCCAGGUGGGAAAGGAAGUCCAGGCCACAAGGUGGAGAGGAGCCCCGGACUGUGCUCCUGCUGAUCGUCCUGUAGAGCCAGGAGGCCGCAGCAGGAAAGCUGGUGAGUGUCUCCUGCUUCUGCCUCCUGCUGGCUGGGCAGGCCUGGUCUGGGGAAGAACCAGGUCCUCUGAUCAGGGUGGUCCCUGAGUGGUGCUUUGUGCCCGGUGCCCUCUGCUGGCCCAGGCAGUGCUUAUUGAGUGCCCUUUAUGACGUGCCGGGGAGCCUCAGGGUACACAGCUGAUACCAGGGUUGGCCUCACAGUGGCGCUUGGACUCCCAAACGCAACCCCAGUGAGAGUGCCUGUUUUGCUAAUACCCAGAACACAGACAGACUGUUACCUCUGCAUAUCACGUGCAACAUUCUGAGAGUUUCUGUUCUCCACUAAUUCAUUUAAAAGAACAAAACGCGGCCGGGCGCAGUGGCUUACACAUGUAAUCCCAGCACUUUGGGAGGCUGAGGCGGACGGAUCACGAAGUCAGGAGUUCGGGACCAUCCUGGCCAACAUGGUGAAACCUAAAAAUACUCUACUAAAAAUACAAAAACUUGCUGGGCAUGGUGGCACACACCUGUAAUCCCAGCUACUCAGGAAGCUGAGGCUGGAGAAUCACUUGAACCCGGGAGGCAGAGGUUGCAGUAAUCCAAGAUCAUACCACUGCACUCCAGCCUGGGCGACAGAGCAAGACUCUGUCUCGGAAAAACAAAACGCUUUUUGUGACUCACGAACUUGAUUUCAUGAGUGGGUUUGAAAACCCUGGGCUAGUCCAGGCGCGGUGGCUCACGCCUGUAAUCCCAGUACUUUGGGAGGCUGAGGCGGGUGGAUCACUUCAGGAGUUUGAGACCAGCCUGGCUAACAUGGUGAAACCCCAUCUCUACUAAAAAUACAAAAAUUAGCUGGGUGUGGUGGCACAUGCCUGUAAUUCCAGCUACUUGGGAGGCUGAGGCAGGAGAAUUGCUUGAACCCGGGACGGGGUGGUUGCAGUGACCUGAGAUCGCACCACUGCACUCCAGCCUGGGCGGUAAGAGCGAAACUGCGUCUCAAAACAAAACAAACCAAAAACCCUGGGCUAGGCAACUUUCUUGGCAGAAACUACUUUGGAGCUCGACACCAGAUGGUGGCAGAGUUGUCUGGGGAGCUGUGUCGAGGGCCGUGGCCUUGGGAGCAGCUCCAACCUCCCAUCUGGGCUCAGAAACCAGUGUCAGACAUUGGUUUUAUUUUAACCUUUGAGAUUUGUGUGGAGCGGGUUUUGCCUUCCCCUGUUGCUUAGAUGGAUUAUUUAGCCAUAUUUUUUGUUAAAUAAGGGGAGGUGGUCAUUAUCCGUGAUUUCAGACGUGGAAUCGGCCCGGCGAUAGCUGCAUUGUGCCCUUUCCGGUGGAGCCAGGAGGAGUUUGGCCGCCACGCUCCAUGCGCAUAGCAUGUCAUGCAGCUAGCCAAGUGCAUUGUUCUGAGUGCUCCAGGAUAAGUACCAACUUACUUAGUGCUCCAGGAUAAGUACCAACUUAGUGCUCCAGGAUAAGUACCAACUUACUUAGUGCUCCAGGAUAAGUACCAACUUACUUAGUGCUCCAGGAUAAGUACCAACUUACUUAGUGCUCCAGGAUAAGUACCAACUUACUUAGUGCUCCAGGAUAAGUACCAACUUACUUAGUGCUCCAGGAUAAGUACCAACUUACUUAGUGCUCCAGGAUAAGUACCAACUUACUUGAUCCUCAGAGCAAGCCUAGGCGGUGGGUACUGUUUUGCUCCUGUUUUACCAGUGAGGAAGCAGGCACACAGAGGUGAAGUUGCCCAAGGUCACACAGAUGGUUGAGGGAGAGCCGGAUUGGAAUGAACUCUGUGCUGUUAGCCACUGUGUGAGGCUGGACUGUUCCAUUCCAGCCUUUACGGCCUCUUCCAGGCCAUUCCCCAGCUGCACUUGGAUUCUCAGGCCAGGCACCGGCGGUCUCCUGUGAGGGUGGAGAGGAAGAGGGGGCUGCGUGGCUCGGGGAGGUCCAGGAGAGAUGGCGGGAGGAGUAGAGUUUGGGGCCUGCGGUGCCAGAGGACCCCCUUACAAGACGAAAGACUGGGUUCUCAGGCUCCUGAAGCAAGGAGCACCUUCAGGGGUCUCCUGGUAUUCACCCAUCAAGGCUUGCUCAGGUGGCAUGCGUGUGUGCGUGGCGGCUGCCCCCGGGCCCGGAAGCGCCUGUGGAUACCAAAGCAAGUGGAAAUGCCAGAUGGAAAAGCCCCGUGUUAGUCAAUGCUGUAGAGUUCAGCCAGCCUCGAGUUUGCAGGUUUACAGAGCUGCCUUGCGCCUGGCUGCUGCUGCUGCUGCAUUCCUGCUUCUGCCUCCAGCUGUGACCACCUCCUGCCACUCCUGCUCUCACUGUGGGUUCCUGCUCACUCUGUCUCCAGGACAGACUGCCUUCCGGGCAGCCUUCCCUCCUCAAGCCUCUUGGCCUUUGCAAUCCUCUUACCUGGGUCACUGGUGGGAUCUCAUUUGUGGAUCAAGUCGCCCCCAGUGGAGACAAAUGUCUGAUGGAGUCUGGCCAAGGCCCUCCUGAGCCUUCACUGGGCCCUGCAUGAGAAGCCUGCCAAGGCUGAGGGGCCAGGGAAACGGAGACGAAGCCCUCAGAGCAGGCCAAGAGGGUGGGAGGUGGGGGGCAUUUAGAGGGUUAGAUACAGAGCACCCCUUUACAAAUACCAGCUACUGGCUUUUCGUAUUACAUGUUCAUUUUAGAUACAACAUACUGCACACGCUCCCUUAACGUGUGUUUACGCGUGGGUGGUGUAUCCUUCCAGACGUCUUCCUCACAUCUAUACAUAAUAUGCAUAGAUAAAACAUUUACCACCAAAACCCAUAGUGUUAUGUACAUAUUUGUCUGGCUGUGUAACUUUAAAUAACAUACAAAUGUAUAGAACAGAAGCUUGCCCUCUUUCUGAAAUAUCUAACGUGGGAUUUCAGGCUUUCUGAUGAGACCUCUGUAGAGGUCAGUGUUUUGCCACCAGAGGUCCUUCAGCCUCCAUCUGUUCUCCCACCUACCCACAUUCUGGCCCCUGGCAAUUCACAGGGAGUUUAGGAAGUAGACACCAGGGCCCUAUUUCCUGGAGACCAGCCUGGUGGCCGAUGUCAUAGAGUGCGGUGGGCCUGGGCCGGCCCUGCUCUGGGCCCGUGACCUGCGUGUCUGACUCGGGUCCAGCUGUUCUUCCUGCCAGAGCCUCUUCCUGUGAGGCGGGGGUAACACAACCUUCUGUGGUGGCUGUGGGAUUAAUCCGUAUGGCUGCAUUGUGAGUAAAGCCUGGUGGAAAUCUCUGUCUCCACUGCUUUCCUUUUCCUGCUGUUCACCUUGGCUCCCUCGACACUUAAUCCCCCUCCACAUGUGUCUGGAGCGGGCAGAGCGGGGGCAGUUGAUAGAAAGGGGGCCGGGUAGUGCCAAGGCUGUUACUUUCCCCCACUGCCUCCCUUGGCUAACUUGAAGUCUGACCCUUUAUACCAGAACUGUAAGACAGUGUGUCAGAAUGGAUUCAGUUGCAGAGCAGGAAGCCUGGAUCCCAGCGCCGGACGGAAAUGAGAGGUCGAUGGUGCAGGCUGGUGUGGGGGUUCCUCCACCGUCAGGGCCCAGGCUCCUUCUCAGGUCUCAGUCUCACUCUUCUUAGCACGAGGUCAGGUCUCAUUCCUUGGCUGCGGGAGCUCCAGCCAGCACACGUUUUAGGAAGAAGGAGGAAGGAAGAAGGUAAAGGGUGGAUGGCAGCUGCCUCCUCCUCUCUUGGAAGCUCACAGAGCGCUGGGUCACAAUUCCCUGGGUAGAACUGGAUCACACAGGCACCCCUGUCAGCAAAAGAGGCUGGAAAAAGUAUUUCUGAAGCUGAAUCAAAUUAAGAUUCCUGUUACUAAGAAGGGAGUGAUUGUAUGGGCGACUACAGGGACCACGGCCAUACACGGUGCCUGGAAGACCAAGCUUGUGACAGUGACGAGGAUUUGGAGAGGGCAGGGUGAUGGGGAGCUUUGGGGGGAGUGCAUUAGGAACCCUGACCUGGAGAGGGGCAGAAUGAAACCUGCGGGCCCCUAACCCUAGUGGGUUGUUUGAGAAACCUGUCCUACUGUGGCAGGGGGCUGAGUCUUCUCAGGGUCAUGCAUGAAAACUGAAAUUCCUGAAGGCCACACACAGCCCCGGAAGUGCUGACUGACAAGGGCACAUGCCAGUGAUGCAGUUUUCUUUUUUGUCUUCACUUUUGUUGUUCCGCCGUCUUCAACACAUGGCUCCCAGCUCACAGCAAAUGCUGCCCUGGUUCAGCUACCAGGAAGCAGGAGAGGGGAAGGGAGGGCAAGCCUCAUUCUUUAUGGAACAAAAGCAGUGGGCAGACAGCCUUCCCUCACGUUCCACUCACUGGAAUGUGGUCUGGCUGCCUUCCCUGCAGGAGGUGGGAUGCACCCUCAGUGCAGCAGCCCUGCCCCAGCCAAAAACGUCUCAGCACAGCUGUAAGAAGAGGAAGAUGGCUAGAGACAGGCAGCCUUCCCUGCAAGGGCAAUGAGGCAAGCCUGCCAAAAGCCUCCUUUGGAAAUACUGUUUGAUUACUUUUCAGAGUUUCUAUUUAGGAAAAGGGCAAAACCUUUCAGGAUCAGGAGUAGGUGAGCGGCGAUCAGGCCUCACUCUUCACCGAGGGCCUUCCCUGAGGAGGGGCCUGCAGGACGCUGGCAGCGGAAUGGGGCUGUGUGGCUGCUAGAUUAGGUCAUGGCAGGGAGACAGCCUCUUCCUGGUUCUUGCUAGAACAGGCACACUUGGGGCCUUGAGCUCCAGGGAGUUCAUGGAAGACAUCUGACUACCCUGAGCCCCUUGCUGGAGGGUUCUGGGGAGUGGCCCACGGCCACCGUCACCCAUGGCCACCGUCACCCACAGGGGCCGUGAGGACAUCCCUGGCCAGCAUCUAACACAACCACAUGGGAUGCCCUAAGCAACUACUGCCCAGCCGAGGGCUGCCUGAAUUUCUGACUCACAAAUGGUGGGCAAUGUGAAACGGGUAUUUUAAGCUGCUGAGUUCUGCGGGAGUUUGCUGAGCAACAGUAGAAACCAGAACUCUCGGAUACUGUGUUCUGUCCUUGAAACGGUGGAAGAUUUUAUGUGACCAGAAUGGAAUGUUUGAACAAAUAUUUUGAGAAUAGAAUUUUAAAACAUUUACUCAUCAGCAUCCAAGGGUGGGGAGCAGUGUCAUCUAGGAGACUGGUUCUAUUAUUUACGUAGAUGUUCUUGAAUUAAAGGAUGGGAAUAUUUUUUCCUUCCAAAACUUUUUUUCAAUUUUAUAUUCUGUUUUUCAAGUUUUUAUUAUGAAAAUAUUCAAACUCACAGGGAAGUUGAAAGACUAAUACAAAGAAGAACCAUACUCUUUCCACUGACAUGAUCCAACGAGGAAUAUUUUGCCACACGGCAAAUAUAUACCGUAUAAUUUUCUGUACCACUUGAUAGAAAGGUAAAGAAUGAAUAUUGUUUUUUAAAUAACUUUUUUCGUAUAUAAGUAAUAUGUGCUUAUCGUGUAACUACCUAAAAACAUUGAAAAAUAAAAGGAAAAUAAAAUUCAUACAUAACC